AUGCACGUCUACCACCCCCCUUGCCCUGACAUACUCACAAUUCUGGCCAUCUGCAUACCUCCAAUAAUCGCCCUCAUAAUCUAUGAAAACGAGCAAGCGAAGCUCCGUGCGGAGGAACCCAAGGGAUGUCGGAAACUUGGCCUGAAAAUCGAGAGCAAUCUACUCAAUGAGUUCGACAAGAAGUUCUCUGAAGGACGACCCCCGAGCACUGAGGAGACGUCUGCAGAGUGGUGGAGGUUGAAAAGCUUGUGGAUCUACCCGGUGAAAAGCUGCAAAGGUGUGGAGCUGAAUAGGGGGGCGGUGAUCUCAACGGGAAUGGAAUACGACCGCCAAUUUACGUUUGCUCAAUUGAAGAGCCCCGUCCCCGUCACUUCAAAUACCCCGGAUAAAGAGAAGGCUGCACACAAGUGGUCGUUCAUCACGCAGCGACAGUACCCUUUGUUGGCACGGGUGAGAACUGAGAUGUGGGUUCCGGAUCAGAGCGUGGAUACCUAUACUCCCCAUGGGGACGACGUUGAGAGUGGAGGUGUGGUCAUUAUGAGUUUCCCAUACCAGGAGCCGGGUUGGAGAGGUACUGUGGCCAAGUGGGGUGCUUCAGUCAUGGGAAAGGUGCCAGAGAAGCAUUUCAGAGUGCCAUUCGACCCUUCCCCUGUCCAGAUUGAGAAGGCAGGCUACUCGUACGAGAACAUGACUAUCUGGAAGGAAACGGUCAGCGCCCUGAACUUGGAGAUUGACAUUCCCGAGGAGCUCAGAUAUUAUUUGGGUAUUAGCAACAAAUUGGGCUUGUUCAGAAUCGACAACGCAAAGUUACGGGAAGUACACCGGAAUGCGCCUAAGAAGUCUGAGCUGGGAUACCAGCCAGUGACUGGAUUCCAAGAUGCUUAUCCACUCCACCUCAUCAACUUGGCAAGCGUUCGCGACGUAGAGCGCCAAAUGCCCGCCGUCAAAGGUGCUCCCCGUCUCUCAGCUGCGCGCUUCCGUGCCAACCUGAUCAUCACUGGCCCCGACGCCUACCUCGAAGACACCUGGCGCCGGAUCAAAAUCGGCUACUACGAAUACGAUGUCUCCGCCCGCACCGCCCGUUGCAAGAUGCCAAACGUAGACCAAGUCACAGGAGAACGACACCCUAGCGAGCCCGAUAGAACGUUAAGGAGUUUCAGGUCAAUCGAUGAGGGAGCGGGACCUAACGUUGGAUGCUUAGGCAUGCAAAUGGUUCCUAUUUCAGUAGAGAGCGCGCUGAGGGUUGGAGACGAGGUCACGGUUUUGGAGACCGGAGAGCAUCACUACAUUCACCAAUGA
Messenger RNA from Lachnellula hyalina, 1299 nucleotides. RefSeq lists its product as uncharacterized. Lineage: Eukaryota; Fungi; Ascomycota; Leotiomycetes; Helotiales; Lachnaceae. The transcript has 3 exons. Bases 1 to 1299 code for a protein of 432 amino acids. Gene Ontology annotation, molecular function: molybdenum ion binding; catalytic activity; pyridoxal phosphate binding. The record is from RefSeq and is a predicted model, not a curated record.